UGUUCGGCGUGGCUGAGAUGUCGCCGUCAGUCAUAUGGUCUCCUCGUGCUGCCGUGUAGCGGAUUCUCGGAGUCGCAGUAUUGCGGUACUUCGUUUCGCGCGGUCCACGUCCUGGGCGCAUUUCCACUUCCACGGCGGAUUCCUUUUACCUUUCAGUGUCGGCUUUUGGUUCUUCUACGGUUUUCGGUUUUUGUUUUUAUUUUACUUUUCUGCCAUGUGUUUUUUUUCUUGUGCUGUGGUGUGAAUGGGCAAUAACAGACUCUGACUGCGCUGCAACUACUCCUCCAGCUCAAGUUUUCUACAGUUUUUUUUGCACAUACAUAUACCGUUUUAAUAACGUGCUGGUUCCCUGUCUGGUGUCCGAAUUACGGAGCCACUGCCGACGCUGUCAGUGUCGCACUCGCUGUUUCUACGGCUGCCACCGCAGCCACCUCUGUCGCUGCUCGGGUCGCGUGCAGAAAACUGGGGAAAAUCAUCAGAGAAGAAAAGGAAACCGGAAAACGAAGAUAUUCGAGAGAAACCAAUACAUGAUAUCGAAGCUAAAUAAUCCCAAAUAUCCGAAAUAUCAGAAUAAUCCGAGCCGAAUCGAGCCGCGAUGCUCUGGCAUCCACUGAAUAACGAGAAUCCUACGUAACUCUGCAGAAACCGCGGCCAAAGCGAAAGCCAAACACCAACAGCAGCUCCCAUUUGAAAGUGAAACGGAAGAGAUACGAGAGGAUACGAGGUGCCGCAGUAAGGGGAUACCAUAUCCCGAGCCCACACCACAAAUCACACUUCACACACCACUCACACACACACACCAUGGCCAUGUUGGAGGCACGGCCGUACAGGCCCUUCAAGUCCAGCGAGGAGUAUCUGGAGGCCAUGAAGGAGGAUCUGGCCGAGUGGCUGAGCACUCUCUAUCCCGAGCUAAGCAUCAAUGCCGAGAACUUUAUGGAUCGCCUCGACACAGGCGUGGCUCUCUGCAAGCACGCGAACUAUGUGCGGCAGGCGGCCGAGGACUAUUUGGCCCGGCGACAGGCGCGCAACAAAUCGAUGACACGCUCGAUGACAUCCGGCCUGGCCGGUCCGAUCCUGGCCCUGGGCAACAUCCACUACCUGCCGGCGGCCAAAAGCGGUACCUUCUUUGCUCGCGACAAUGUUUCCAACUUCAUAACUUGGUGCAGAAAGAGCCUCAAGAUAAUCGAAUGCCUGCUGUUUGAAACGGACGAUCUGAUCAUGCGCAAGAAUGAGAAGCACGUGAUCCUCUGCCUCCUGGAGGUGGCGCGACGAGGUGCCAAGUUUGGAAUGCUGGCCCCCAUGCUGGUGCAGAUGGAGCGACAAAUCGAUCGGGAGAUCGCCGCCGAUAUCAAGGCCAAUGGCGCCAACUCCUCGGACAGCGGGACACAGACGGAGGCAAUCGCCUCCAGCUCAACGAUUAGCAACAUGGCCACAUCCACAACAAUAACGACAACGACAGUGGGCUCGGAGACGGAUCUAUACGAUGACAGCGAUGACUCGGAGAAUGAAGAUGAUGCCGAUGAGAAUCCAAUGCUGAUGUACGGUCCCCAGCCCCAGAUAGUCACCAACGAUCUGAAAAGCCUCGAUGAGAUGGUUAGAGAUCUGGUAGAGAAGUGCACAUGCCCCUCGCAGUUUCCCAUGGUCCGUGUGUCCGAGGGCAAGUAUCGCAUCGGCGACACCAAAGUACUCAUCUUUGUGCGGAUACUGCGCUCCCAUGUGAUGGUGCGCGUGGGAGGCGGAUGGGAUACCCUGGCCCACUACCUGGAUAAGCACGACCCCUGCCGCUGCCGGGCCCAGCACCGCAGCUCGGUGGCCGCCCGCCUCAUCCCCCGACAGUCUCCCAACCACAAUCCGAGUAACGGCAUCGAGCUGCACAAGGCUCAGGUGAUAUUCGAGCGGUCACCGACCGCUGCGCGACGCGUCUUCAACAGUCCAAACUGCAACGGAGUAGGAGCUGGAGGAGCAACAGCAGCCACAGCGGCAACAGCAGUGGGAAUGGGAAUUGGACUGGGAGCUGCACAAGGCCAGGCCCAACAGAAUGGCAACAGUCUCUCCCCAAAUUCAGGAAAGUACCGGAGUCGAAGUCCGACACCGCAGCGUAAAUUCAUCAACGGUAUCCAAAGCAACGGAAUCGUGGCAGUCAGUGGCUCCUUCACCACGGCCGUCGUUCCAGAGCAACAGCUGCUGGGCUCCCCUGGCCUGGCCAGGCGCUCCAUGUCACCAAGUCCCCGGCGGCUGAUCGACAUGCGGAAGAAGCAGAGCUCCCUGGACUCAUACAGCAGUGGACCUAAGUCGCUGCCAGGCGGCUGCAGCUGCUCCCUGGAGGAUUCCGGAUUGGGAGGGGGGGCGGUGACUGCCCCUUCAUCUGGAGGAGUGCUUGGCGGGGGACAGUCCGUCCCGGAGCAGGGCAACUCAAGCAAGUUUGAGAAUAUCAGCGACAACGGUAGCGAGAUCAGCGACGAAGGCUACCGAAGCCUGGGGGUAAACCAGUCGAGUGCCCAGAAGCGCGAGUCCCUGCACAGUCAGGCCUCGAUGGAAGACGCUGAAACCAAUGCGCGUCUCGAUCAGACGUCCAGCGACUCACAGAUCUCGCCUACGGAAGAGCCCCCGGAGAAGGCGGCUACGGAUAUACUAGAGGAAGAGGACCUCAAUGGGCAGGAGCUUGACGCGGAUGCGGACGUGGACGUGGAGCAAGACUACUCUGUGUGCGAUGGCCCCCAGUCGCUGCCGGCCAUCCUCCGUCUGCCGAAGAUGGCGGACAAGUUCGAGCAGUCGGGUGUAUUCAUCACCGACGAUGAGAUUACCGUGGACAUGGCCAAGAGCCCGCACUCCCCCAAGCUAGAGAUGCAGCAGUCCCCGGCGCUGCUCAGUAAAAUUCCCCGCUCACCUUUGGCUCAGCGCCGGCGCAGCAUCGACAACAGCACCUGCGGCGGCGCCGGCGGCAGCCUCCAGGAUCUGAGCUUCCGCUCCUCCGCCACACCACCCGUCGGCUUCAGUCGCAAGCAGCCCGUGUACCGCUCCAUGCGAAGCCGCACCACGGUGGCGUCCACGCCCACGCCCGUGCCUUCGCCACGCGCCGCUCGGCAGGCCUCGAAUCUACCAACGGUACGGGAUGUGACCAACACAUGGAGCGGACGCACUACAGCUGCCCCCAACAGCUGCAAGAGACGGCCACAGUGCACUCCAGAAAGCUUUGUGGCCCCAGCUCCGUUUGAGCGGAGCGGUAAGGGGCGAUCGUCCCAGAUCCUCUACGACAGCAAUGGGAGGAGGGUGCGCGGCGGAUGCACUAGCUCCCUGACCACGUCGCCAGUAAAGAACCAUGCCUCGUCCCCGCUGGCGCAGCAGCUGCUCGAGGCGGCCAGCAGUGCCAAGAACGAUGCCCAGAUCCUCGAGAAGAUGAAGACUCUCCUCUCCCGAUACGCGGCCAGCAAUCAAACCAGUUCUGGAACAGUAGUAGUAGCCGGAGCCGGAGCCGGAGCCGGAGCCGUAGCCGGAGUGGGAGCUGUGAAAACCAGUUCCAAUGGCAAGAAGACGCCCGUGUACGAGGACUUUACCACAGCGUGGGUUCACAGCAACGGCAACCUGGAGCGCUCCGAGAGCUGCUCGCCCCCGGCUAAGGCUCGUUCCAAGCGCAGCUCCGCCGCCAGCUCGUGCGAGAGCAAUCACUCCACCACUGUGGCGGGAGUGGGAUCGGGAGCGGGAGCGGGAGCUGUAGCAGCCAGCGUGGUCUCGCCCAGACGGGAGCGCGGCAUGUCCAAAAUCCCGGCUCCGGUGCGCCAUCAUACAGAGCUUUACUAGCGCCCGACGACGCAAAGCGUCCGCGCCCGUUCAAUCGCCUCCAGCGCCAGCGCCAAGGUCCGACUGCUUCCGAGCGUUUUCUAAAAACCUCCCAAACAAUAACCAGGCGAUGGGAUGCGGAGCAGUAUAGUGGAGUGGGAUGGGAAAGAAAAUGAAAUGAAAGAAAGGAUUGGGUUGGGUUUGGAGUUAGUAGAUAAGUUAGGUUAUAGCCAAGCUGGAAUUGUCGCUGCUGCUGUGC
Messenger RNA from Drosophila persimilis, 4036 nucleotides. RefSeq names its product GAS2-like protein pickled eggs (gene pigs). Bases 802 to 3798 code for a protein of 998 amino acids. The record is from RefSeq and is a predicted model, not a curated record. Gene Ontology annotation, molecular function: cytoskeletal adaptor activity; actin filament binding; microtubule binding. Gene Ontology annotation, cellular component: actin filament; cytoplasm; microtubule plus-end. NCBI's taxonomy places the organism in Eukaryota, Metazoa, Arthropoda, Insecta, Diptera, Drosophilidae. The transcript is spliced from 10 exons. Gene Ontology annotation, biological process: regulation of microtubule polymerization or depolymerization; actin crosslink formation; protein localization to microtubule plus-end.